This is a messenger RNA of Echinostoma caproni, 1074 nucleotides long. The record is from the annotation of a GenBank genome assembly. NCBI's taxonomy places the organism in Eukaryota, Metazoa, Platyhelminthes, Trematoda, Plagiorchiida, Echinostomatidae.
AUGGAGUCUAUCAUUUCUAUUGCUGUGUUUCAGUUAAUCUGUCCCCAAGCCAAAAUCCAUCCGACAUCCGUGCGAAUCCUUGGGGUGACUGCAAACAAAUUGCCAUUGAUUGGUGAGGUUUCAUUGAUGGUACAUUCCAAAGAACAUCGCCUUGUUCCCAUCCACUUCCUAAUUGCUAAAAGCAGUCCAUGCAAACUUGGCCUAACCGCCAUUCGUGAAUUGAACCAUCGUGUGUCGCUCCAUACAAACUUUAUGUCUAAUAUGCACACCCAUCUACAGCACAUGGUCGUGAAAUGUUCCAAUAAUACAGGAGGUAUGAACGUACAGCCGGUUAAACUGGAAGUUGAUGGUGAACCCAUUUUCCUGAAACAACGUGUAAUUCCCUACGGCCAACGUGAUGGUGUACUGCAGGCCCUUGAGAAAAUGGAGCGCGAAGGCACAAUCACACUAGUCACAUCCAGUACGUGGGCAAAGCCAAUCGUGAUCGCUAUCCAGAGUGACGGCAAAAUACUGCGAAUUUGUGGUGAUUACCGAUUAACCCUCAACCCGCGGUUGCGAAAGUGUGCGGCGACCACCAUGGAACCGGAGGAUUUCAUGAAAGCAUUGCACGGUAGCACAUGCUUCUCAAAGAUUGAUUUGGCGGAUGCAUACCUCCAGAUUUCACUCGCCCCAACCUGCCGGCAAUUCACCACUAUCAACACAUCAUGGGGACUGUAUCAAUACAACUUCCUACCGUUUGGUCUCCACACAUCCUCCGGCAUAUUCCAGGCGGCGAUUGACGAAGUCAUCCGCGGACUCGAUGGCGUGUUACCGUACCAGGACUACGUCAUUGUGUUUGGUACAACAAAGGCCGAGCAUGACGAUAGACUCCUCAAACUACUGGAGUGGUUCGCCAUAAAGAACGUGUCAAUUCGCGCUUCCAAAUGCAUGUUCAGCUCACCAGAAUUGGAAUUUUUGGGUUUCACAGUGGAUACACAACGCUGUCGCCCUGAUCCAAGUCGCUUCCGCCCAUUGACUGAACUCGAGUCACCAAGAGACCAAAACCAACUCACAUCCAUCAUGGGAUGUCCUUGA